This is a messenger RNA of Botrytis cinerea B05.10, 3641 nucleotides long. RefSeq lists its product as hypothetical. NCBI's taxonomy places the organism in Eukaryota, Fungi, Ascomycota, Leotiomycetes, Helotiales, Sclerotiniaceae. The transcript is spliced from 2 exons. Bases 1379 to 2956 code for a protein of 525 amino acids. The record is from RefSeq and is a predicted model, not a curated record.
GGCUUCGAGAUUCUGAAUUAGAUAUGAUUGCUGACACGGAAAUCUAUUCAUCUAUUCAUCUAAUCAUCUAACUCUCCAAAUCUACUCAACACGUUCGUGUCAGAUGUCCUACUUGAUACUAUUAAUUGCUACUAUUCUAACCCUCCCAAACUCAAACAUUCCGAAUUCUAACUUGUACCUUAACUAUCCCUCAAUUCCGCAUGGCCCCACGUUUAUCAAAAGCAAGCUGCAAGCAAGACACAAGAACCAUGACCCAUUGAGCAAUUAUCAUCCAAAAUCACACCAAGCCCUUCAAGAAUAACGACUAAAUUUCAAGACUUCACACUAUUUGUUCCAUCUAAAUCGUCUAUCACCGAAAAACUCAAAUUUAAACUCUCUUGGCUACAAACAUACUGAGUACACUGUAUACACAUAUCUACCUAUCCUGAAAAGAGGUAAUAUCUUUGCGGAAAAUUCCCAUCCAAUACUAGUAACGGCACCAGCACCAGCACCAGCACCAGCACCAGCACCAGCACCAGCACCAGCACCAGCACCAGCGCCAACGCCAGUACCAGUACCAAGGCCGAUAUCUUUCCAAGUCUAAAUUCAGAACCGGCCCCCCAAUCUACGGAGUAUUGAUCGAAGGUUCUAUCAAUCAUAAAAAUCCCCGGCUCUGUGCGAGAUACGUACCUCUCUAUCUGCACGAGUAUCGAGUAUGAGAAGGGAAUCCAGGGAACCCCAUACCAAUUGACAUAUCCUUCACCGUCUCAUCCAAAUCAUCUCACUCAUAUUAACGCCAAUUCCAUCCACUUCUGCAUAUAAUACUUUUUUUAAUCUUUUUCCUCUUUCAAUCUUCGAAGUCUUCUCAUUCGUCCUUACAUAUUCUUCUUACUGGAAAGAACCAAUUCGAAUUCUUAGGAACUUAACCCCUACUUACAUACGAACAUCAUCCAUCACCCUUCACAUUGAACUAUCAAUCUCCAAACCCUCCGAAUAAUCUCCGCCAAUCUUGCACAUUGUACUGCUCGAAAGCUUCCAGAACAUCAUUGAAACGAGGAAUAACCAAAAGAAGAAGAGACAAGAUACCUCCGUCCUACUACUUCCAUAACGUCCAAAACAAAACACUCGACUUCGAGUCCAAUUGUUCUCGUUAUUGUCAUGCAACGGUCCAUGCGCAACAAUUAUCGAUACGAUUCGCGACGGAAUUUACGGAUUUCCCAUUCCCAUGGAAAUAUACACAACCGGAUAUCCAACCAUAUAUUCCAUUGAAUUCAACACUCGAAAACACAAAAGCUGCAAAAUCAAAUAAACCCUCGCUCGUCCCCUCCACGGAGGUAGACGAGCGUGGUACUCAAUUCCUCCGGUGGUCCCUCGAUUCCUAACAUAUAUAUCAUUCAUUAUGACCAUAUAUUCCAGCCCACCACCAGCGCGAAGCUUCUACGACGAUAAGCCUACACUUCUUGUGUGUUGGUGGUGUACCCUAUUUUCGGCCGUCAUUAUAUUGUUCAGAGUUUGCGGACGGUACAUUAGGACGGAGAAACUUUUUAAAGAGGAUUGGUUGGCUUUUGCUUGUUUGAUCCCAUUGUUUUGUCGUAUGGGGCUCGUUCAUGUCAUUUUGUUAUUCGGUACCAACAAUGCGGUGAUAGUGGAUUUCGACGAAAGAUCAUUGGAGAGAAGAGCAACUGGGAGUAGACUGGUUCUGGUAUCGAGAGUUUUUUAUGCGGCGACACUCUGGAUGCUUAAACUUACAAUUAGCGAAUUCUUCAAAAGGCUCACAAUAAAUAUCUGGACGAGGUCACACGAAAGAACUUUGAUCUUCAUCCGAUGGUUUCUCCUCGUCACAUUCAUCGCCGUGAUAAUAGCAGAUAUCUCCGAAUGUCAACCCAUCAAUCAUUAUUGGCAAGUCACGCCAGAUCCAGGAGCAAAAUGCCGUCAAGGAUAUGCACAACUCCUUACUAUGGGGACCGUCAAUGUAUUGACCGAUCUUCUCCUCGUUUUGUUUCCCGUUCCUAUCAUUAUUGGUUCCAAAAUGAGGAUCAAGAGGAAAAUUCAAUUGGUGUUAUUAUUUGCAGGUUCGUUGAUUCCGGCAGGAAUAACACUUUACAGAAUUCCACAGAUUAUCGAUAGACAUGGUCUCCAACAAUAUCGAUCUUUAUUAGCAUCAAUUGAGAUUCUAUUCGCAACAGCUGUCGCCAAUGCGCUUAUCCUAGGAUCUUUCGUCCGAGACCGGGGAGUUAAGAAACACAAAUUUAAAUUUGGUUCCUUAACUGACACACUCGAUCGGACUACCUCUCGCCGUGGAACCGCCGCUCGGCAAUGGGGAAGCGAUGAAGAUCUCGUCCGAGACUUAGGUCUAGGGGUAAAUCCCGAAUUGCGAGGGGAAGUCCAUUCACCUCCUCGUCCCGCCCCAAUGGCUGUAGCCGGGAACAUGCCAGUAAGGAGUCACCGAUUUGGAUCAAACAAUUCAAAUGAUUGGCGUUUUCCAAGUGAUACUAGUGACGAAAUUGAUUUCGUUAAAUCAGCCCCGUCGAGACAUGUUUCUGAAGAUUUAACAUCAAUGAUGUCACCACGCCGCGUAUCAUUUUUCGACGUCGGUGGAUUACUCGAUCAAGAAUCUCCAAGAAGAAUCAGCUCCACGAGAACAAUGGAUUCGGAAUAUACAGGGGAAUCCAGCACAGCAGGCGAAGGUCCAGUAUCCACUACUUGGUCGUACGAAAAUGGUUUAAGUCCCGCUCCACCACGACGCGGUUCCGCGGCCCUUCUGCAAGAUAUAGGAGGUUUAUUGGGACCUCGAACGAGAAUCCAAAGAGCGAGUAUGGGAUAUGAGCUGGAAACAAUUUUGCAGGAGAGAAACACUGCGCCUACGAGCCAUCCGUCGCUUACUCAUGCUCAUUCGAUGCCUCCGCCUAUCGAUCAUUUAGAGAGACAGCAGGCUAAUCUGAGUUUUCAAGAUGUCGGGGGGCUUUUGGAGAGGUAAUCAUGGGUUCACACACCUAUCUACACAUUUAUAUACAUACUUGUCGGAUGUUCUCUUCAUAUCACAUCAUAUCAAUGUACCACCACCAUGUUUUCUUUUUCGACCUUGCACCUUUUCGACUUCAUCACCUGAACACUUAUUUCAGUAUUUCUUUUUACUUUGUUUUACUUUUACCUUUACUUUAGCCUUCCCUUUGUUAAGCACUCAUAGCGAACAUAACGAGAUUAUGAAAAUUGGGCGGCACGUCAGGAUCUGGAUCCGAUUUGAAUUUGGAUAUGGAGCGGAUUAGUGAUUUAAUCCACGGGCUUGGAUUGGAAAUGGGGCGUUAUGGAGUUUAACUUAUACCACAGCUGGUUGUGUUGACAUGUAUUUGGUUUUUGGUUUUGCGUGGGGAGGUCUUUUGUUGACGCGAAUGGAUUCGAAAUGAAGAAUGGAGAUGAUGGCAAUUUGGAUUCGAAGAGGGAGGUGUUUUGAGUUGGAGAUAAGAUAUGUGGACGAAUUGACUGAGAAAAUAUCAUAUAUAUGCAUGCCAACAUCUUAUUCUGGUUGGACAUGCUUUGGUUUUAUCUUCGAGAUAGGCUGGCACGUCAUGUUAUAUCACAUUAUCGGACGACAUAUGAAACGGUAGUAUGCGAGCCGAAAAGUGAUGAGUGAAGAGAGUAGAUAAAUAAUAAUAAUGAUAUCA